AUGGCCAGCGUUGAGGGCUUCCAGUACCGUGCUUUGUACCCAUUCCGCCGGGAGCGGCCCGAGGACCUAGAGCUUCUGCCCGGGGAUGUGUUGGUGGUGAGCCGGGCAGCCCUGCAGGCACUGGGUGUGGCUGAGGGUGGCGAGCGCUGCCCACAGACCGUGGGCUGGAUGCCCGGUGUCAAUGAGCGCACACGACAGCGCGGUGACUUCCCUGGGACCUACGUCGAGUUCCUGGGGCCUGUGACCCUGGCCCGGCCUGGCCCCCGUCCACGUGGCCCCCGUCCACUGCCUGCCCGGCCCCGAGAUGGGCCUCCUGAACCAGGCGUCACACUCCCUGACCUGCCAGAGCAGUUCUCCCCUACUGAGGUGGCGCCCCCGAUUCUGGUGAAGCUUGUGGAGGCUCUGGAGCGGACAGGGCUGGACAGCGACUCCCUCUACAGGCCGGAACUACCUGCCCCACGCACAGACUGGUCUCUAAGUGACGUGGAACAGUGGGACUCGGUAACCCUCUCUGAUGGCGUCAAAAGCUUCUUGCUGGCACUCCCAACACCCCUUGUGACACCAGAGACGGUGGCUGAAGCCUUGCGGACCCUACGAGAGGGUGUGGGACCUGUGGGGCCAGCACUGGAGCCACCGGCCCUGCCGCUGCAUCAUGCGCUCACGCUGCGCUUUCUGCUCCAGCACUUGGGCCGUGUGGCCCGGCGAGCCGCAGCCCCAGGCCCAGCCAUCCGAGCUCUGGCCGCUAUCUUCGGACCUCUGUUGCUGCGCACGCCACCACCUUCACCACCACAAGGGGGUGGACCUGAUGGGAUUGAGCCUAGCCCCAGCCCUGACUUCCUGAAGUUGGUGGAGAAGUUGCUUCAGGAACAUCUGGAGGAGCAAGAGGUCGUGCCCCCAGCACUGCCGCCUAAACCUGCCAAGGCAAAGCCGGCCCCUGGGGGCCUGGCCAAUGGGGGGAGCCAACCCUCCCUGCAGGAUGCUGAGUGGUACUGGGGCGACAUCUCCAGGGAGGAGGUGAAUGAAAAACUGCGAGACACGCCUGAUGGUACCUUCCUGGUUCGAGAUGCAUCAAGCAAGAUCCAGGGGGAGUACACACUGACCCUCAGAAAAGGCGGCAACAAUAAACUGAUCAAGGUGUUUCACCGCGACGGUCACUAUGGCUUUUCAGAGCCACUCACCUUCUGCUCUGUGGUGGAUCUCAUCACCCACUACCGCCACGAGUCGCUGGCCCAGUACAAUGCCAAGCUGGACACAAGGCUACUAUACCCCGUGUCCAAGUACCAGCAGGACCAGAUUGUCAAGGAAGACAACGUGGACGCAGUGGGUGCCCAGCUCAAGGUCUACCACCAGCAGUACCAGGACAAGAGCCGCGAGUAUGACCUACUCUACGAGGAGUACACACGAACCUCUCAGGAGCUGCAGAUGAAGCGCACAGCCAUCGAGGCCUUCAAUGAGACCAUCAAGAUUUUCGAGGAGCAGGGUCAGACUCAGGAGAAAUGCAGUAAGGAGUAUCUGGAGCGGUUCCGGCGUGAGGGUAACGAGAAGGAGAUGCAGAGGAUCCUGCUGAAUUCAGAGCGCCUUAAGUCCCGCAUCGCUGAGAUCCAUGAGAGCCGCACGAAGCUGGAACAGGAACUGCGGGUGCAGGCCUCGGACAACCGGGAGAUUGACAAGCGGAUGAACAGCCUCAAGCCCGACCUCAUGCAGCUGCGCAAGAUCCGAGACCAGUACCUUGUGUGGCUUACUCAAAAAGGUGCUCGGCAAAAGAAAAUCAACGAGUGGCUAGGGAUCAAAAAUGAGACUGAGGACCAGUAUUCCCUUAUGGAUGAUGAGGAUGAGCUUCCUCACCAUGAGGAACGGACAUGGUAUGUGGGCAAGAUCAACCGAACACAAGCCGAGGAGAUGCUGAGUGGCAAACGGGAUGGCACCUUCCUCAUCCGUGAGAGCAGCCAGCGGGGCUGCUAUGCCUGCUCUGUGGUGGUGGACGGCGACACCAAACACUGUGUCAUCUACCGCACAGCCACCGGCUUCGGCUUUGCAGAGCCCUACAACUUGUAUGGGUCCCUCAAGGAGCUGGUGCUGCAUUACCAGCAUGCCUCGCUGGUGCAGCACAAUGACGCACUGGCUGUCACGCUGGCCCACCCCGUGCGGGCCCCCGGACCCGGGCCCCCAUCUGCCACCCGCUGA
Molecule: messenger RNA, 2184 nt
Organism: Chrysochloris asiatica (Cape golden mole)
Lineage: Eukaryota; Metazoa; Chordata; Mammalia; Afrosoricida; Chrysochloridae
Gene: PIK3R2
Product: phosphoinositide-3-kinase, regulatory subunit 2 (beta)
Exons: 15
Coding region: 1-2184 (727 amino acids)
Biological process (GO): insulin receptor signaling pathway; phosphatidylinositol phosphate biosynthetic process
Cellular component (GO): phosphatidylinositol 3-kinase complex
Molecular function (GO): protein binding; 1-phosphatidylinositol-3-kinase regulator activity
Source: RefSeq, a predicted model, not a curated record